AUGGCGCCCAUCGCCGUUUCGCCACCACAAUCACCCUCCACACAGCCCGUCGCCGAUGAGGCCUCACUACAGUCCUACCGCGGCUACCACCAUGUGCAUUGGUGGGUUGGCAACGCGAAGCAAGCCGCCUCCUACUACAUGAUGCGCAUGGGCUUCGAGCGCGUUGCAUACAAGGGCCUCGAGACCAAGUCGCGCGCCGUGGCCUCGCACGUCGUGCGCAACGGCGGCGUGACGUUCGUGCUCAGCAGCCCGCUGCGCAGCCUCGAGGCUAUCGAGAAAGGCUCGGAGUUCAGCGACGAGGAAAAGGCGCUAGUGCGGGAGAUGCACGCGCACAUGGAGAAGCACGGUGAUGCCGUCAAGGACGUCGCCUUCGAAGUCGACUCGGUCGACGGCGUGUACGAGUCCGCCAUCGCGGCCGGCGCCGUCGUCGUGCGCGCGCCGCACACGCAAUCCGCAGGAUCCGAUGGCGCCGUGCGCCUCGCCACCAUCCAGACGUACGGCGACACGACGCACACGCUUAUCCAGAAGCUCGACUACACCGGCACCUUCCUGCCGGGCUACCGCUCUGAGACGGCCGUCGACCCGGCCGCCCGCUUCUUGCCGCAGAUCGACCUUGAGGCCAUCGACCACUGCGUCGGGAACCAGGAUUGGGACGAGAUGGAGGGCGCGUGCGAGUACUACGAGCGCGUGCUGGGGUUCCAUCGGUUUUGGAGUGUUGAUGAUAAGGAUAUUUGCACCGAAUACUCCGCCCUCAAAUCCAUCGUCAUGUCCUCCCCCAACGACGUCGUCAAAAUGCCCAUCAACGAGCCGGCGCACGGCAAGAAGCAGUCGCAAAUCGAAGAAUACAUCGCCUUCAACUCGGGCGCCGGCGUCCAGCACAUCGCCCUGCGCACCACCGACAUCCUCGCCACCAUCACCAACCUGAAAGCCCGCGGCGUCGAGUUCAUCAAGGUCCCCGACACCUACUACGCCGCCAUGCGCGAACGGCUGGCCCGCACCGCGAAGGUCAACAGGUGGCAGCUGCAGGAGGAUUUUGAGAAGAUUCAGGAGUUGGAUAUUUUGAUUGACUUUGAUGAGGGUGGGUAUCUGCUGCAGCUUUUUACGAAGCAUUUGAUGGAUCGCCCGACGGUGUUUGUGGAGAUUAUUCAGAGGAGGAAUUUUGAGGGGUUUGGGGCGGGCAAUUUUAAGAGUCUGUUUGAGGCGAUUGAGAGGGAGCAGGAGUUGAGGGGGAAUUUGGUAUGA
Molecule: messenger RNA, 1242 nt
Organism: Lasiodiplodia theobromae
Lineage: Eukaryota; Fungi; Ascomycota; Dothideomycetes; Botryosphaeriales; Botryosphaeriaceae
Product: 4-hydroxyphenylpyruvate dioxygenase
Exons: 3
Coding region: 1-1242 (413 amino acids)
Biological process (GO): L-tyrosine catabolic process
Molecular function (GO): 4-hydroxyphenylpyruvate dioxygenase activity
Source: RefSeq, a predicted model, not a curated record